Messenger RNA from Vespa crabro (European hornet), 3579 nucleotides. It is a transcript of the gene Hcs, whose product is annotated as biotin--protein ligase. The coding region runs from base 410 to 3454 and encodes 1014 amino acids. The record is from RefSeq and is a predicted model, not a curated record. Gene Ontology annotation, molecular function: biotin--[biotin carboxyl-carrier protein] ligase activity. Lineage: Eukaryota; Metazoa; Arthropoda; Insecta; Hymenoptera; Vespidae. Gene Ontology annotation, biological process: protein modification process. The transcript is spliced from 16 exons. Gene Ontology annotation, cellular component: cytoplasm.
CAAUAGUAAAAGAGAGAAAUAAUGCAAAUGGCCUGAAAUCGUCUGUUAGUAUGACCAAACAAAUUUAUGUUUUUAAGAAUUAAUCGUUGAAACAUUUGAUAGGGAACAUCAAAUGAUUAUUGUGUGUUGCAAUAUUGCUAAUAUUAUUGGAUCUUAUUUAUUUUUAACAUAUAUUUAUACGUAGCUUACGAUUAUCUAAAUCUAAGGAAGUUAAAGAUUUUUUGCUUUCUGUCCGUAUAGAAAUUAAUGCUAUGCAUGAAAUAAAAUAAAAGAAACAUUAUAACUGUUAAUUUUGUAUCAUCGUAAAAGAUUUUAUAUUAAUUUUCAUUUUAAACAAUAAAUAAAAUUAUUACAAAAGUACUGCAUACAAUAUAUCUAUAGAUGCAUACAUUGUCUUUCAAUAAGGAUUAUGUAUACAGGUAUUUAUGCAAGAGCCUUCUAUCAAAUAGGAUACUAUUCCAGAAAGAUGCUAUUAACAUUUUUAUAUAUGAUAGCGACAACAAUUCAGACAUGGAGAAUUUCAUCCUUAAAAGCACGUUUAUGUGCUUUUUUUCAAGGAACAAAACACGAUAAACCAUCAAUUAUGCUCUAUGCUAAACCAUUGGCAUUCAUUAAUGAAGAAUAUAAUAAUCUAUCUAGUCCUUCAGGCAGUGAAAAUGGAGAAACAGAUAAUUUUAUGAGUUCUCAUCUUUGUCAAAAUAAAUCACUCGCAAAACUUGGAGAUUUACUUUGGAGUCAUGGCGAUGCAAGAUUAUGCACUAUAUAUCCACAACAAAAAAUUAACAUGUCCGAAUGGUUGGCCUAUCAAAAUGAAAAUCCUUUUAUACCUAUAUUCAAACAAAAUAUUAAUGUAACAUCGUUAAUUGAAGAUUAUAGAAUGCAUAUUUUAAUUGAAGCUGACUUUAAUAUGUAUCAACCAUAUAUCUCCACAAAUUCAAUGAAGCUAGAAGAUUAUGGUUUAAUUAUCAGUUGGAUGGCAGAUAAAAAUUUAAAUAUAAUUAUGGAGACUGACUUGGAUCUUAUAACUAAAUUUGCAAUUGCUGUAAUGGAAGGACAAUAUUAUAUUAACAAUGGUUUAACUUUAACACGUAUAUUGUCUGUUUCAGUAUCAGGGUAUCCAUGUACUUAUCAUAGCGAACAACUUUAUUCACUACCAGAUAAUAAAUUAACAGGAGUAGAAGAAUGGGAAACUUAUGUGAAGAAAUUGAGACUAAUAAGUAAUACUGCACGAUUAGCAUCGCAACAAAAUAAAUCAAUGGAUGUAGCCGAAAUGCCAGAUUUAUUUAUUUUUCCUAACGAUGAUUCCGCAAAUGUACAAAUAUCUACAGAUGAAAAAAUAGAAACUAAUAAUAUGAUUGAAAGUCCAAAUAAUAUUAAAACGUUACAAACUGCUGAGAGCCCAGUUUCUAUAGAUUCUGAGAUAAUUGAUACAAAAUCUAUGCAGACAGAAAAUGUUAAUAAUUUGGAGGAUUCUGAUAUACCAACGUUCAACGAUGUACCUGAAUCAAAUCGUGUUUCUUCAAUUAAAUCUAAUAUAAUAAAAACAACAUUAAAUAAGGAUAAGAUAAAAGAAACUUGUGAAGAUAUUGCAAAAUCUGCAUCUACAACUGAUGAUCAAGAUAAUAGUACAAAAACAACUGAAGCAGUAUCUACACCCAUUAUAAAAAGUCUUACUCCAAAAAGAACAGUUACGCCAUAUUCUAAGAAUUACAAACCACCUAAUGUUUUAAUUUAUGCCGAAAGUGCUGUAUCUCUCGAUAAUGUUAAAACAGUAUUAGAAGCUUCAUUAGGCACCGACAAAUAUAUAUUAUAUGUCCUAUCACGGGAAGAAGCAUGUUCUGAUGUAUGGAUGGAACAAGCAGCCCUUGUGGUUGUAUGCGGUAAUGUUGGGGUUGAAAUUAGUACUCAGCUCAUUGAAUAUAUUGUUCAUGGUGGAAAACUUCUAGCAUUAUGUUCCGAUACACUUCAUACUUUGCUUCCAUCUUUUAAAACGGCUGAGGUGCGUGAACAUGAACUCGUACAUUUCUCUUAUGGAAAAUGGAAACAUGUUCGCAUGAUGCAUCAUAUUUUUUGCUAUCAAGCAUCACCAGUGAGAACUCGAUUUUCUCAUGAAAAUGAAGAUAUAAACUUAACAGCUAUGAGUCCUCCUGUAUCGGCUACGGUAAAAGAUAAGACAGGCAAGUCACAUUCCUUCGGGAUAAAAGUAUUAGGAACGGAAGAAACAUGGCAUACUCCAAGUAUCAUACUUGCUAAUUUAACCGAUAGCAAUGGUAAGGCUGUAUUUUCACAGAUUCAUUUAGAGGCAGAUCCAGCACAAUAUGAGCUUGAAGAAAAUAAAUUUAAUGCUCUUAAAAAAAGUGAUCUGGCACGCUUAGAAAUAUUUAAUGAUCUAUUAAGUGUACAUUUAGGGAUAGAAGUAAAUCCAUUGUCAAAAAAAGCAUCAGUGAAUUAUACCCCAGCCUUUUUCUUAGGCAGACACGAGUUAAAAUUAGAGGUUUUGGAAAAGUUAAAAGAAAAGAUGCAUAAUGAUACAUUAAAAAUGCAAAAUUUAGAAAUACAAUUUUGUAAGAAAAAUAUCGAUAAAUCAGCAUCAUCCUCGUUUCUUCCAGUUAUGAUACAUCAAUGUCCUGAUAACUUUUCUACAAUUGAAUACUUCGAGAGUCUCAAAACAAAGGACUUGGGACGUUUGGUGAUAUAUGCAGAUAUCUUGACAUCAUCAAUGAAUGUUGUAAAUGGUCAAAAGUUGCAACACGGAUUGGUUGUCAUUCCAUAUCAACAAACUCAGGGACGAGGAAGAAAUAAAAAUGUAUGGCUUAGUCCCAAAGGUUGUGCAAUGUUUACCAUACAGCUUCACAUACCAAAAAACUCUUAUCUUGGUGUUCAUAUUUCAAUACUUCAACAUCUCGUUAUAGUUGGAAUCGUAUCAGCUGUAACAUCUGUACCUGGAUAUGAGGGAUUAGAUCUUAGAGUAAAAUGGCCUAACGACAUUUACGUUGGAAAAUCAACCAAAAUUGGUGGUAUAAUAGUUACUAGUCACUAUGAUAUGUCAUUAAUUAUAUGCAAUGCUGGUGUUGGCGUUAAUCUUUCAAAUAGUACACCUACGUGUUGUAUCAACGAUGUCAUUGCCGAAUAUAACAAAAUAAAAAAAACAAAUUUGCCACUUUUAUCUUAUGAACGUUACUUUGCUUUGGCGUUCAGUGAAAUAGAAUAUCUAUUAGAUAUUGUACAAAGUGGAAAUAUAGAUUAUUUCUUUCAAACUUAUUAUAAAUUUUGGUUACACACUGACACCGAAGUUACGGUUGUAUCGAGUAAUGGAGAUAGUGAGUUAGUUAAAAUAUUAGGCAUCGACGAAUAUGGAUUUUUAAAAGUACGAGGAAACAAAGGGAAUACAUUUUCGGUUCAACCGGAUGGAAAUAGUUACGAUUUAUUAAAAAAUUUAAUAAAGCCGAUAUAGAUCUAUUAGCAUUAAUCCAUUUACAAUAAAUUUUCAACGCUGAACUUUAUAAUAUCGUACAUAACAACGAUAGAUAUCGAGCAUAAAUAAUUAAAACAAUGAAAAGGAGAAACAAAAAAAAAAAA